Molecule: messenger RNA, 2019 nt
Organism: Annulohypoxylon maeteangense
Lineage: Eukaryota; Fungi; Ascomycota; Sordariomycetes; Xylariales; Hypoxylaceae
Exons: 6
Coding region: 1-2019 (672 amino acids)
Biological process (GO): regulation of DNA-templated transcription
Cellular component (GO): nucleus
Molecular function (GO): zinc ion binding; DNA-binding transcription factor activity, RNA polymerase II-specific
Source: RefSeq, a predicted model, not a curated record
AUGUUCGAACCUAGCAACCGGCGGUUACUUAUGCGCCGUAACGGUCGGCCUCAAGCUUGUGAUCCUUGUCGUAAGCGAAAGUUAGCUUGUGAUCAUACACAACCCGUCUGUAACCGAUGUAGGAAGAGAAAACAGGACGCGGAAUGCGUCUACAUCCUAUCGGAUUCAACAACACCGAGGUCUAAUAGUCCGUUGCCACCUCUGUCACCUUGCACACCGCGCUUGGCUACACGGAAACUCCCCCGGCCAAUUCAAAAUAAUCCGGAGGUAGUAUCUCGCAUACAGGCUCCGGGCCUUACGCAACCCGGCUAUCUUGGCCCAACUAGUUAUUGUAAUAUCUAUGAGGACACCGAGAACAGCUUGUCACUUCUCCAGAGUUCCGAAUCCACCCAUCAUGAAAACACUGCUCGCAAUGCUUUUGUGGGAGGCUCUAGAGAUGUUCUAUCCACUCGCAUCCGCGAGAUGUGUCUCACAAUCCUCCGCAAUAUCCCUGAUACUAAAAAUGGCAAAACACUUCGAUUCAAGCUUGGAUAUGAUGGCUGGGUUCGUCUUGUUGCAUUACGAGGAGCCAAGGCCUUCUAUGAUGCUUUCGGGCAUAUCUUCACUCCAGAAAAUCGCACUACAGCCCAACUGGAAGAACUGGCUCGACUUAUUUGCAGUAAUACUCUAAAGCCACUGUCAGAUGAUCAAUCAGACCCAGAUCGAUGGGUUGGCCAAUUUAUAGGGCAAAAUACGCGCUGGGAGCUCAUAGGAAUACUUUCCGUCUUUUGGGAGUUUGUUCCUGCUUCGGAUGCUACUACGUUAUGGAAAGGAAAACGCUCGGCUGAGUACGACAAGACCUUCCGCAUAUCUAGGGAUUAUAUACGCUUGUGCUUUGAACUAGGCAAGGAGUUCUGCACUGGAAAUGCCUUAAUGCUUUAUCUUAGCCAGAGGUGUGCCGUUGUGGAUUCUAUGAUCGUCGGCGAUGCUAAUUUGCUCGUAUGGAGAUCCCAUGCGGAGGGAGUAUCACUCCUUACCUUUCUCGGAUACCAUGCGAUGACACCAAAUGACAGACAUUCGACGACUAUGACAGCCGAGAUUAAGAAGUUAUUGUUUCAUCAUAUGUUCACCAUGGCCAUGGCUCUCGUUUCUUUCACCGGACGGCCUCCCCUCAUCGCUUCCCGGUAUUCAUCAACUCCUUUACCCCUUGAUCUUAGCGACCAGGUACUGUUUUCUGAUCAUGAUACUUUCAUGAAAGCUGUUGGUCGCCUGGACGAAAGAGGAUGGAGUACCGACGGAGUGAUACACCAUACUACCCGGAUAAGGGCGCGCGCGAUCAUAGCACGUCUUCGUGAAGAAUUAUUCGAAAUUGCUCUUGCGAAAGAUCAAGUUGCAUCUAUCGAAACUCUGCUCACUCUUCGAGCUCGUGAAUUACAAGCAGUAGCCGACUUUCCUACCUGCAUACAAUAUAAUCCUCGUGAUGUCGAAGACCCGGAUAUUUCUAUCGAAACAUUAACUUCAAGAUCAUUCGUCCAACUGGAGCAUCUACAGAAUAUGUUUUUCAUUGAGCGACUCCUGCUUCGAAACGGUCAUGAGGACAAAGGCGAUUUAUUGAGGGUUAGCUAUGACCUAGUUGUUCUGACUCUGCCUUGGAAUGAUUGUGAAUGGAUAGUCAUGGCUUAUGCUGUUCCUGCUGGCGGAAUACUCUGCUUGGAGUUGUUAAAACCCACGUUGCACAUUAAACCGCACACUGAUCCGCGAAUCACCCGUUCUAACAUUAUCCAGAAACUCACGCUCCUUGUCGCUUUUUUAGAAUGGGUAUGCCCGUCAGGGUCGGGGCCAAACGGAGACCUCUGCAGCGACGCAAAGUCGGUCAUACGACGCGUUCUUGAUCAAACAUUAAAUGCUGCAUCAAGCGUGUAUGAACCCCCAGUGUUCGAAUGGGACUUUUCAACGCAGAUUGACUUCAGCUUCAACCUUAUGGACACAUUUGACUGGAAUCGACCGGAUUUCCCCUCAAGUCAGCAAUCAAACCAAUAA